ACAACCAAGAUGGCACCCGGCCCCGCCCCCUAGCUUCUGUCCGCUGGCCCAGCGCUCCGGCCUGUGGCCGCUUGCGCAUCACACACUAUUCCUGAUAGCUGAGCCCCUGGGAACCCCACGACUCGCCCUCGUGGGUGCCCCUGUCCCUUUUCCCGCACCCAGGCGGCCAUCCUGCUUGGAAGGAGCUCCCGAGAUGGUGCGGUGGGUUGUUCCCGAGUCGGGCAGCGCGAGGCCUCCACGAGAGGGAGGAGGAAGGAGCCGGCUUCCCCAUCCUGGUCACUCGGUCCAGGGAGAGUAAUAACCAUCGCAACGAUCAUUGCACCCGACGGCCGAGCUUCAGUGAACGGAGGGAAUUCGGGCCCAGAAGGUCUGGAGGAUUUAUCAGCCGAAGCAGGCCUCCAGGAUCUAAAUGGGAACCCCAAAACAGCCUUUGCUGGCUCCAGCACACGCUCUAGGCGUGAGGAAGUCCGAUCUCGGAAUCCGGAGCCUGGGGAGCGACGCGGGAGGAAGGCGGUGGAGACCAGCAGCCCAGAGUAUGUUCCAGAUCCCAGAGUUUGAGCCGAGUGAGCAGGAAGACUCCAGUACUGCAAAUAGGGGCCUGGGCCCUAGCCUCACUGGGGACCAGCCAGGUCUCUGCCUGGCCCCAGGUCUCCUGGGGAGCAUCGGACACCAACGUGGACAGGCAGUCAACAGCAGUCAUCAUGGAGGCGCUGGAGCAAUGGAGAUCCGGAGUCGCCACAGUUCGUACUCCGCGGGGACCGAGGAGGAUGAAGGGAUGGAGGAGGAGCUCAGCCCCUUUCGGGGCCGCUCGCGUUCGGCUCCCCCCAACCUCUGGGCCGCGCAGCGGUACGGCCGUGAGCUCCGAAGGAUGAGCGAUGAGUUUGAGGGUUCCUUCAAGGGACUUCCUCGCCCAAAGAGCGCUGGGACUGCCACACAGAUGAGACAAAGCGCUAGCUGGACGCGCAUUAUCCAGUCCUGGUGGGAUCGAAACUUGGGCAAAGGAGGCUCCACCCCCUCCCAGUGAUCUGCUCCACAUUCCCGGAACUGUACCAGCUCUUGUCACCCGCCAUGUUGGGUGUGGGCGGAAGUCCGAGGCCUUGGGGAUAAAAAGAGGAUUACUGUGUCCCUUCAACAGGGUGAAGAGCUGGCGAACAGCUCGAGUCGCCUCCGGUGCGUGCAAUAGCCACGAAGUGGUGGUUCUCGUUGGAAAUUGUAAAGUUUCCGCACCACCCCCCCCCCCAGCUUCCGGAAGUGGCAACUUUUCCCCUCUCCGGUAACAGGCCGCCCUCAGGCGCCUGCGCUAAAUUACGAGCCGGGGUAAACCGUGACUCGGCUGCAGCCCUAUCAUGCAAAUGAUCGCAACAAAUGUGCUUUAUAAUAAAGCCCCGCCUGUGCUGUCGCGUCUGUCUUUCGU
This is a messenger RNA of Chionomys nivalis (European snow vole), 1414 nucleotides long. It is a transcript of the gene Bad, whose product is annotated as BCL2 associated agonist of cell death. The coding region runs from base 410 to 1024 and encodes 204 amino acids. The transcript has 5 exons. The record is from RefSeq and is a predicted model, not a curated record. Gene Ontology annotation, biological process: apoptotic process. NCBI's taxonomy places the organism in Eukaryota, Metazoa, Chordata, Mammalia, Rodentia, Cricetidae.